Prorocentrum cordatum is the source of this 1495-nucleotide messenger RNA. NCBI's taxonomy places the organism in Eukaryota, Dinophyceae, Prorocentrales, Prorocentraceae. The record is from the annotation of a GenBank genome assembly.
AUGCAGCUGCCGUGGCUCGGGGCGCGCGAGCCCGGACAGGGGCACCGCUCGGGCGACCCGGGCCGCCGCGGCUUCCACUGGCAGCCGCAGGACGUGGCGGUCCUGGCUCCCCAGGCGAAGAUCUUCCUGGACUCCGCCGAGGCCGAGCUGGCGCGCACCCCGCAGGGUGAGGCGCAGGGGUGGGCCAGCGAGCAGUACAAGCUGCUGCAGAAGCUGCUGAAGUACCUCCACGCGACCGGCGAGGCCGAGGUGCGCGCGUGGGCCCAGCUCGGCUGGGGCGAGGCCAGGCUGCGGGGCCUCGAGGCUCGGCUGCGCGCGCGGGCCGCCGCCACCUUCGGCGUCGUGAAGUUCGCGCUCGCCAGGGGUGGCCUCCGCUGUCUCGACCUGGGCCUCCCUCCGACCAUCCGGGCCGACCUGCUCCGCCCCGCGUUCGCGGAGGUGGCCUGCGACGCGGUGUGGGCCAAGUUCGUCGAGCUGUCCCAGGCCAGCCCGUCGCCGGGGCUGCUCCCGAGGCUGCUGGCGGAGCUGAGCGGCUGCGCCGAGGCCGAGGCCGCCAUGCCCCCGGGCGGCGAGGCUCGCAUGGGCGGGGCCCGCCAGGAGUGGAGCGGCGCCCGCCCGUGGGCGCUGGGGGCGGCCCUGCUGCCGCUGGUGGAGCGCGAGGUCGAGGCCUCCGCGGAGGCGCUGCGCCGGGAGCGGCCCGUGCGCGUGGCGGUCCUCGGCGGCUGCUGCCUCACCGCCGCGCUCGCCGCACGCCUCGGCUGCGAGGUGACGCUGGUGGAGCGCGGGAGCCUCAACAGGAGGCUGCUGGAGGCCGUUCUGGAGGACAACGAUCUGGAGGUCGUCGUUGCCGACCGGGUGCCUCCCGACGUCGACGUCCUCGUCUGGGAGGGGGUGGACGAGGACACGCUGGUGGAGCCGGGGCACCUGCAGCUCGUCCGUGGACACCUGCAGGGCUGCGUCGGGAGCGGGGCACCCCUCCCGCGUCUGGUCCCAGAGAGGCUGUGCAUCAACGCUGCCCCUAUUGACGACACGCUGCCCCGCACGCGCGGCUGCGACCUCUCCCGCUUGGACCGCCUGCGCGGCUGGGAGCUGCCGCUGGCGCGCCGCUGGCCGCGGGGCGCCUGCCACCUGGCGCCCCGCCUCCGCGCUCCGCCCCAGCGCGUGUGGGAGGUGCGCCUUCGUGACCUGGCCGCAGAGGCCAUGGAGUUCCACCUGGACUCGCAGCCGCUCUCCUUCUCGGUGGCAGGCGGCGCUAUCGUGUCUGGCGUCGCGUUCUGGGUGGACGCCCCCGAUGCCGAGGCGGGCGCGCCCGCCGGCGCGCCCGAGGCCGCUUGGCUCGCCUGCACGCAGCCGCUGGCGCCGCGGCGCGCCCACCGCGGCGCUCCGCUGUCGCUCCGGGCGUGCCGCGCGCCCGCGCGGAUCUGGUUCGAGUGGGCCGGCGAGGGCGCCGUGGCCGCCUCGGGGGACGGCGGCGGCCCCGCCUCACCGAGCGGAG